This is a messenger RNA of Mycena citricolor, 1287 nucleotides long. The record is from the annotation of a GenBank genome assembly. NCBI's taxonomy places the organism in Eukaryota, Fungi, Basidiomycota, Agaricomycetes, Agaricales, Mycenaceae.
UCUAAACCCGCUCGCCCCGGUGGACUUAGAGGAAUGACUUGCCUGGAACAGCUGAUCUUAUCUCCCCACGCUCAGACCAGUUUAAAAUGAAAGUCUGGACUGAAGGAGUCAUCUUCGACAGUGUCUAUGCAGGCUUCACACUCUCUUUGUGUCAAGUGCCACGACGUUGGAAUUGUAUGAAACUGGACUAAUCCUGUUUUCCGUACGCUGAUCCACCGCCACUCUCGACAUCAAUGGACCCCCCACUGCAAAUACCCGGUUUUCCAAGCUUCUCAAACCUACUCAAUAGUCAUCGCUUUGCUUUGUUCAGUAUGAUAAUUGCAACGGCACAUUGUUUCUAUCUUCGCGCUUGGGCUGAUUUUGACAGGUUAGUACGUGAGCGGAUAGCGCAUUUCCCAAUUUGGCGGGCAGUCUCGAGGGCCAUAGCGCACCAUUAUCUGUUUUAUAUCCUGCGCUCGCAGCGAUGCAGACCAGUUCUCAACGAACCUCACAUCCUCCAGCUAUCCAUUCGUUCCAUCCCAGAUGACCCUCCUCGUCAACCGUUUCCCACUCCCGAACGGCACGUUCGUAGACUCCAUCAGCACCUUCGAGCAGCUGUUAGUCCGGUACAUGAGUGCAUUACGCCGCAGAGAACAGGAUGCCCGGUCGGGCAUGACUUCAAGCCAACUUCCAUCCGACUUUCCGGUCACGCAGAGCAAAUUUCUUGCACGUAUCGACAAUUCGCCCGGCUUUUCGUUCUUCGCCAGCAUCAAAUACCACGUGUACAACCGCGAGCAGUGUUCUGGGUGGACACUCUACGUCCAAUGGGAAGAGCGAAACGCCGAGCGGCCAACCGCCGUCGCGUCAUUCCGCGUUCCCAACACCAUCGUCGGGGAUAUCUACCGCUCCGUGCAGAUCACCACCGACCUCGUGCUCGAGGCGCUCAUUUCCUCGCUGUACAAUGCGGCCCCCGUCGCGCUUGUCGUGACCAUCGGUCCAGUAUACCACGAACCAGGGAACUCGGGCUGGCUGGCGCGCUAUGUUGAGUCGGUAGUGCUCCAGGUCGACGCCAACAGCGAUCCCAAUGGCGCGCAGGCCGUCCGGACUGUGGAACAGCGAGUGAUGUGCCCGUGUCUCGGAGCCAUGCAAGGAUGUCGGGCAUGGGUCCCCACGAGCGCGCGGCCUGCUCUGUGCAAAGACCACCUGGGAAUGCGAUUCGUGUAAAUGUGGGGAUGAAACAACUCGCACCCUUGUACUUGUAUCCACUGGAUGUACAACAUAUUCAAUUUGAUAACAAGAGCACUUUAA